AUGAUACACCUGGCACGCACUGCUGCGGUGUGUGUGGAGGCGCAGCUUCAGGGCCCUGUGACUAUGGGGGAACAGUGCGCUGUGCAUCCGGGUGCUUCUUUGUGCUCUUCAGGCGGUCCUAUCAUCCUGGGUGAGCGCUGCUUCGUCGAGGACGGAGCCUUGCUUGUUAACGACGCGCCUGACGAGAUGCAGAUCGGCAGCAACAAUUUGUUUGAGAGCGGCUGCGUGGUGCAAAGCCGCCGCGUGGGAGAUGGCAACUGGUUUGAGCCCAAGUCGCAAGCCCAGAAGGGCUCCGUGAUCGGUAGCAAUUGCUUCAUUGGCAGCGGCGUUGUAGUGGCCGCGGGCGAGCAUAUACGGGACAACACCAUCCUUGUGGUGGUGCAGACACCGCAGGGUGACAUUCGUCGGGUAACGAGAGAGCAAAAAGAUUAUCUCAUUGCGACACAUGCUGGGUUGAUUCAGAAAUACGCAGACAUUUUUCCUAGAGGCUCAAAAAGCGCUUACGCACUCGAGAAACACCACGAACUGCGGCAAUAA
This is a messenger RNA of Peronospora farinosa, 537 nucleotides long. The record is from the annotation of a GenBank genome assembly. Lineage: Eukaryota; Oomycota; Peronosporomycetes; Peronosporales; Peronosporaceae.